ACAAACUGUUACAAUUAUGACUGAGGAGUGUAACUCUGUUGUGAUAGUUAAAGCAAAGUCACUUCGUAAAGUUUUUAAAGCACCAGUUAAAGUAAAUAAGAUUCCACAGGAAAUCUUGAAUCAUCCAUUAUUAAACGCAGCUAUUGCUGCAUUACCUAGUAACUAUAAUUUUGAAAUCCACAAAUCAGUAUGGAGAAUCAAAGAAGCAAAAGCCAGAAGAGUUGCAUUACAAAUGCCGGAAGGAUUGUUAAUGUAUGCGACAACAAUAGCUGAUAUUAUAGAGGAGUUUACAAGUGCUGAAACUGUCAUUAUGGGCGAUGUGACUUAUGGGGCAUGUUGUAUAGAUGAUUACACUGCAAAAGCACUAGAUGCAGAUUUUUUAAUUCACUAUGGACAUUCUUGUUUGAUACCCAUUGAUCAAACAGUUGGAAUUAAAGUACUUUAUGUAUUUGUAAAUAUCAAAAUUGAUACUUCGCAUUGUAUUGAAUGUUUGCAAACUACACUACCAAUCACAACAAAAAUAGCCCUUGUAAGCACUAUUCAGUUUGCUGGAACACUACAAGCAAUUGCAUUAGAAAUGAAGAAAAACGGCUAUGAAGUAUCUACACCACAAAGUAAACCGUUAAGUCCUGGGGAGAUUUUAGGUUGCACAGCACCACAAAUUCGAUGCGCUGAUGUGGUUAUUUAUGUUGGGGAUGGUCGGUUUCACUUAGAAGCAGUAAUGAUUGCUAAUCCAAAACUAAGGGCGUUUCGAUAUGAUCCAUAUGAGAAAAAACUAACUGAAGAAUUCUAUAAUCAUGAAGGAAUGCUGAAUACUAGAUUAAUGGCUAUAGACAAUGCAAAAGAGUCUGGCACAUUUGGACUGAUACUUGGCACUUUGGGGAGACAAGGAAAUUCUAAUGUUUUGAAAAAUUUAGAAAAUAAAAUUAAUACAUUGGGAAAGAAAAAUGUCAUUAUAUUAGUAUCAGAAAUAUUUCCAGAUAAAAUUAAACUCUUUAACGGUAUCGAUGCCUUUAUACAGGUUGCAUGUCCGCGAUUAAGUAUAGACUGGGGUACAGCUUUUGAAAAACCAUUUCUUACACCUUAUGAGGGAGCAGUGGCUUUAAACAUGAUAAAAUUCAACAUUGAUAAACCGUACCCUAUGGACUUUUAUGCUUCUGCUAGCCUUGGACCAUGGACUCCAAAUCAUAAUGAAUCUGAAUUAGAAAAACAGUCUGGUACUUGUUGUGGCAAAUGUAAGGAUAAAACAUAG
Molecule: messenger RNA, 1252 nt
Organism: Dufourea novaeangliae
Lineage: Eukaryota; Metazoa; Arthropoda; Insecta; Hymenoptera; Halictidae
Gene: Dph1
Product: diphthamide biosynthesis protein 1
Exons: 4
Coding region: 17-1252 (411 amino acids)
Biological process (GO): protein histidyl modification to diphthamide
Molecular function (GO): 2-(3-amino-3-carboxypropyl)histidine synthase activity
Source: RefSeq, a predicted model, not a curated record